Esox lucius (northern pike) is the source of this 2077-nucleotide messenger RNA. RefSeq names its product connexin 34.4 (gene gjb10). NCBI's taxonomy places the organism in Eukaryota, Metazoa, Chordata, Actinopteri, Esociformes, Esocidae. The transcript has 2 exons. The record is from RefSeq and is a predicted model, not a curated record. Gene Ontology annotation, biological process: cell communication. Gene Ontology annotation, cellular component: connexin complex. Bases 212 to 1009 code for a protein of 265 amino acids.
AUGUCUUCAUAGAUACUAACAGAGUUUGAACAGUCGAGUCCUGAUUCUUCGUCCUGAAACAAAAACUUCUCCGGCUGAGUUCCUGGUCCUUCUUAUUAUUUUGAAGUAUUGAUGAAUUUAGGCAACCCUCCUGAGUUUGACCAACGUUUUUCACCCUAAUUCAUACUACAUCUCAACUUCUGUCAGAGAGGUAGCUUGUGAGAGCCUCACAAUGAACUGGGCUUUCCUUCAGGGCCUCCUCAGUGGGGUGAACAGGUACUCCACAGCGUUUGGCCGUGUGUGGCUGUCCAUUGUCUUCCUCUUCAGGAUCCUGGUGUUUGUUGUGGCCGCUGAGAAGGUGUGGGGCGACGAGCAGAAAGACUUCAGUUGCAACACGGCCCAGCCUGGCUGCCAUAAUGUCUGCUAUGACCACUUCUUCCCCGUGUCGCAUGUCCGCUUGUGGGCCCUACAACUCAUCUUUGUCACAUGUCCUUCUCUCCUGGUGGUGAUGCACGUGGCCUACAGGGAUGAACGUGAGCGUAAGCACGCUGAAAAAUACGGCGAAGGCUGCCGGAAACUCUACAAGGACACUGGCAAGAAACGCGGUGGGCUGUGGUGGACCUAUGUCUUGACCUUGAUCUUCAAGAUAGCUGUGGACGCCACCUUUGUGUAUCUCAUCUUCUAUAUAUACGAGGGCUAUGACUUCCCCAACCUCGUCAAGUGUCAGGAGGAGCCCUGCCCCAACGUAGUGGACUGCUUUAUCUCUCGGCCCACAGAGAAGCGUAUCUUCACCAUCUUCAUGGUGAUUACCAGCCUGGCCUGCAUCCUACUCUCCUUCUUUGAGGUCCUGUACCUGGUGGGCAAGCGCUGCAAAGAGGGCAUCGUCAGGAUGUGCAAAUCACGCUCCUCCUCCAGACAAACACGGCAGAGAGCCACUGUCAAUGGCAAGUAUGAAAUUGGGUCCAACUCGUUAAAGCUAUCCAGCAAGGAUACGUUGGUCCCAUCAUACCAUGUAACCAUGUCCUACUGAGGUAGCCUGGAAUAAAAGGGAGAAAAAAAGAUAUAUCUGCCAAGCUCCAACUGCUAUAAGUGCGGGUUUGCCAAAAAUGAAUAAUGACACGAUUGCAGUUGAUAAUGAAAAGAAAAAUAUUUCUUCAGGUAAUGACUGGAUACAGACAUUGCAUACUAAAUAAAAUGUUAAGUAGUAGUUGCAAUGGGAAAGGUCUUGUAUUUCUUAUCAGGCAUGUUCAACAGAUCUCUUUUGCCUAAGUUAAAGUAUAUUGGGACAGGUUUACUUUUGAAACUUCUGGAUCGUUUUUUACUGAAAGGAGUUUUGCUGACAGUUUACUCUUCAAAUGACUUGUACUAGCCAUUUUGUGUAUAAAUUAGGAACGCAACCAAGUAUUGCAACGCCUCUGGUUGGUUUACAGAUGAAAUGAUUUGUUUACAGUUUUUGCCACAAUUUAGGACAUGCUGAUGUAAACACUGAUGAGGAACUCGCUUAAAAUAAUGAAACACCCAGCAGUAACAGAGAAAAGUUUUGCUGUAGGGCUGGGAGAUGUUUUAUUUGUUUGCAGUCUAACAAACUUCUUCACUUUACAAUGGAUAUUUCAAGAAAUCAACCCUUGCCACCCUCUUCUCAUGUCAUUAGUGUUGUUAUGCCCUAGGUACUUUUUGUUACUGCCAGAGACUGGAUUUUUGCCUUACUGGGAAAAUGUGGUGUUGUAUAUAUGUUUUCACUCUACAAAUAGCAUUUACUUCCUUCUGUGGUAAUUUAUUUAAAAAUGAUUGAUAUGUUUUAGUCCAUUAUGCACAAACUGGGCUUUAAAAAUGACUGACUUCUAUUUUUAUGUGUUGAAUGUAUUUAAAAAUACAGUACUGUCACUGUAGAUUUGUGUUUCUGGUAACACAGCUGUUGAUUAUACAUCGCAAUGUAUAUUACAUGAAUGUAAACUGUGAUGCCCAAACUUGGAGGUAUGUCUCAGUACAGCUGCAGUUUAUUUUCAUUAAAAUGUCUUCCCUUUUUUUUUUUUUUUUUGCAUAUUCUUUAGGAUUUUCUGCUAAGUGCAACAUGUGAAAUUGCUGGGGAAAAAAACAC